Sarcophilus harrisii (Tasmanian devil) is the source of this 1290-nucleotide messenger RNA. RefSeq lists its product as uncharacterized. Lineage: Eukaryota; Metazoa; Chordata; Mammalia; Dasyuromorphia; Dasyuridae. Bases 370 to 1290 code for a protein of 306 amino acids. The transcript has 12 exons. The record is from RefSeq and is a predicted model, not a curated record.
AUAUUCUCCUCUGUCCUCCUUUUUCAUUUCAUUAGAAGGUGGAUGCAGCCUCAUAUCCAUAAAAAAUGUUUCAUCUCCUAAAACCUAGCCCUAGCACUGGGAGUAUCCACUCAUCAUCUCAGCUGAAGAAGGGAAUGGGGGCAGAAAGGGAGGAGCUACUGCUUGUGGAGCCCUGGGGUUUGGCAGUGCUGAGCUGUAGUGGGGUGAGCCAUCAGGGGUUCACACUCCCAGGCCUGAUUAGGUCAGAGGGUGCCUAAGAUUAGAAAAAGAGCAACUCAAAGCUGCCAUGCUGAACAGCCAAAGAAUCCAUCCUCUCAACAAAAAAGUUCCUACACUUCCAGUUUUGGAAUUCUGAAUUCGUGUAAUUACAUGCUCCCAUCAAAUCCACAUCUCCUCAAUUCCACAAGUCCCUUGAAGAAUCUAAAGCAAAAAGAUAAAAGAAAAAUUACUCCUAUCUCUGAUGUCAGUAACAGACUUCCCAUAUACACUGUUGGGAAUGGAGAUAGCGACCCUGAUCCUGAGAAACAGGAGUCACCCAGACCAUCCUAUCCAGCACCUGUGGCCUGGGGAAUCCCAAGUUUCCAAAGGAAUCCAAAAGUGGUCCCACAGGGGGAAAAUGAUAGAAAUGUUGCCUGGCAGUCCCCUAAAUUUUGGAAGAAUCCAAAAUUGGCCCCACAGGGAGAAAACCACACUGAUGAUAGCGACCCUGAUCCUGAGAAACAGGAGUCACCCAGACCAUCCUAUCCAGCACCUGUGGCCGGGGGAAUCCCAAGCUUCCAAAGGAAUCCAAAAGUGGUCCCACAGGGGGAAAAUGAUAGAAAUGUUGCCUGGCAGUCGUUUUGGACGAGACGAAAAGUGGCCCCACAGGUGAAAAAAUUACCUAUGGUAUUAAGGUUACUGGUUUCAGUCAUAGGAUGGUAUUCUUAUCACUUUUUAGAAAUCGCAUCCGUAAUGCGCGCCGAGGCUCAACUAAUCCCCACUCUAAAGAUAGAGGUUGAAGUGGCUGCUUCAGGUGAAACAGAUACUUUUUCCAUAUGUCUUGGGAUGUUUGAAGAUUUCUCACCCCAAUAUAUACUUCCUGCCUCGACGGUCAGACCCAGACUCGACAUGACAAAGAAUGAAGGGUCUCAUCUUCUGGAGCUACUUCAGGCUGACAAAGGGUGUCAGGCUAGGCUAUCCAGUGGGGUCCUGACUGAAAAGGAGAUGGAGGAAUUGGGUGGGGCUGCACAGCAGCGGCAGUGUCGUGCUGAAUGUGGAAUGAAAUUCAGUGAUUUUCAGGAGACCAAGUAG